Messenger RNA from Pseudonaja textilis, 2436 nucleotides. RefSeq names its product KLF transcription factor 4 (gene KLF4). Gene Ontology annotation, biological process: regulation of transcription by RNA polymerase II. Lineage: Eukaryota; Metazoa; Chordata; Lepidosauria; Squamata; Elapidae. Gene Ontology annotation, molecular function: RNA polymerase II cis-regulatory region sequence-specific DNA binding; DNA-binding transcription factor activity, RNA polymerase II-specific. The record is from RefSeq and is a predicted model, not a curated record.
CGGGCAUCUCUUCUCCGCCGAGAGAGAAGAGAGCGAGAGGGGAGGAAAAAAAAAAAAAGGCCGGAGCGCGCGCGUGCGAGAGAGAGAGAGCGAGCAAAAAAGAAAAGAAAAAGCGAGCGAGCAAGCGCCAACCCCGCCCGCCAGUUAGCCCGCCAGCCCGCCCGCCCGCCAGCCAGCCAGGGACACGCGGCGGCUGUGGGAAACUCCAGAAGUCCCCUCAUGGCAGCGGCGCGAGCAGGGAAUCCCCAGGAAUUGCCUCGCGCCUUCCAGCUGUUGGUGUUGCUGCUGACGCUGACGCCGAUUUGCGAAGCGGCUUCGGCUGCUGCUGCUGCUGCUGCUGCUGCUACUCCCUGGCGGGGCUUCUCUUCCUCCUCCUCCUCGUAGGAGUCGCUGCAAGACAUCUCCCGCAGUCUUUCGUCCAAAGGACCCUUUUUUUUUUUUUUUAAACGCGACUAUUCCACUUGCAAUAUACUGUGUGUAUAUACAUAUAUAUGUGUAUACUAUAUAGAUAUAGAUCUAGAUAUAUAUUUCUCCACAGAUAGUUUAAAUUAGAUAGCCGUUUUCUGUGCCUUCCGACCACACAGCGGCUCUUCACACGUUAAUGAGGCAGCCGCCCCCCGGCGAGUUUGACAUGGCACUCAGCGGCACCCUCCUCCCUUCCAUCUCCACCUUCGCCACGGCGGGCACGGCCGGCAGGGAAAAAGCCUUGAGACAAGCAGGUGGCCACAACAAGUGGAGGGAGGAGCUUUCUCACCUCAAGCGGUUCCCCCCUGUACUGACAGGACGGCAUUUUGACUUCUCUUCUGAGCUGGAAAACACCAUAAACGGCAACAGUGGGACUAUGUCAAGGCGGGAGACGGAGGAAUUGAAUGAGCUUCUGGACUUUGAUUUCAUCUUGUCAAAUUCCCUGAUGCCCCAGGAGCAGCCCACAGCUGCUGCUGCAGUUGUGAGCGCUCCUGGUUCUUCGCCCUCUGUCGCAAGUAGCACCUGCCCUCCUGUGACCACCUGUGAUUUUUCCUACCAGCUGCAAAGGGAAGAUCAUCCUGGAGGUAUAAUGUACACUAGAGAACAUGCUCCAGCUGCCCCCUUCAACCUGGCUGAUAUAAAUGAUGUGUCCCCUUCGGGUGGAUUUGUAGCUGAACUGAUGAGGCCAGAUCUGGACCCUGUUUACAUGCAACAGCAACAGACUCAGCAGCCGCCUCCUCCACCACCUCUUCCACUAGGCAGCCUUCACGGGAAAUUUGUGUUGAAGGCUACGGUGAACAUGGGAGAAUGCAAUAACCAUAUCAAGAACAGUGUUGCUUCUGCAGCUUCCCCCUGCACGGAUGGACCUGUGCCCCCUUCUGUGUACAACCAUGUGCCCAGAAUGUGCCCCAAAAUCAAGCAAGAGGCAGCCCCUUCGUGCACCAUGGGCCAAUCCCAUGGGAAUAGUCCAAGGGCCCAACCGCACGAUUUCUCUUUGGGUCGGCCAUUACCUAGUAGGACUAAUCCUCCCUUGACUCCAGAGGAGAUGAUGUCUCCUAGAGACUGCCACCCUUCCCCCCAGGGCUUAAAUCAUUCGACUCUUCCACUUCCUCCAGGCUACCAUCCUGGCCCGGCCUACCCUCCUUUUCUUCCAGAGCAGCUGCCGCCCAACGCCCUCCAGUAUCAAGGUCAGUCUUGCUAUCUAAAUGUUUUUGGAGAGCCUUUAAAUAUGCCUCGCUUGGUACAAGGGAUGAUGCUGACUCCGCCCUCUUCACCUCUAGAGCUGAUGCCUUCGGGGACCUGCCUCUCUGAAGAGACCAAGCCCAAAAGGGGACGGAGGUCAUGGCCCAGGAAAAGGACUGCCACACACACCUGCGAAUACGCAGGCUGUGGUAAAACGUACACAAAGAGCUCUCACCUCAAAGCACACCUUCGGACCCAUACAGGUGAGAAGCCCUAUCACUGUGACUGGGAAGGCUGUGGCUGGAAAUUUGCCCGCUCCGAUGAACUUACACGUCACUACAGAAAACAUACGGGCCACCGCCCUUUCCAAUGCCAGAGGUGUGACAGAGCAUUUUCCAGGUCUGACCACCUCGCCUUACACAUGAAGAGACACUUUUGAGGAGGACACAAGGAACUUUACCCUUACAGCAUGGAGAAGAUACAGUAUUUGACAGCACAAGGACUGUCUUCCACACGAGGGAAGGACUCCACUUUUAAAGCACUACAGAAAACCCCAGUGAAGUCUUCCAAAAAAAAAUAAAGGGGGGGGGUUUCAAAAAGAAUGAACAAUCUUAAACAAAUGUGGAUUUUUUUUUAAUAAAGGGAACAAUGACUGGAUUUAAAAUCAUCAUUCCAUUUUUAAAAAAAUCUGACUUGAAUCUUUUUGGACUACAGAAUGCCAAGGACUGACUGGAAGUCAAGGAUAUCAGGGUUAACACAAAUGUUGAGGGAGGGAGGGAGGGAUGAAUG